UUCCAUUCAAAACAGUAAUCCCAGCCUGAGCUGGGUGUCAGAUCUGAAGGUUGAUUAUUAAUAACAUUUAUCAACAGCCUCUCUCAGCUUCAGGCAAUUAUAGCUCAUCUGCCAUUCCUGCUCCCAGUCAUGCAAAAUUGCCAGCUUCUUCCCUGCCCACCCCCUCCAUUCCCCUCUCCCCUUCUUCUCCCAUCUCCUCCCCUUAGCAGACAACCUGACUGAGGGCAGGAGGUGGGUGCCACCUUAUGACUCACUAUCACCCCGUGUGGAGGGGGUCCAUGUGCACGCUAGGCACCUGUGCUCCCCAGCAGCAAUCUUCAUGUUGCAGUCUUGUGAAAUCCGAAUCUGAUUCUAUCAGAACUGAGAAGAAUCUGUGGAGGGGACAGACCGGAACUCAUGUCUCCCGGCUCCUUGUCGCAUGAUGCGUUUUCAAUGGCAGUGUUUGUUCCUGCUCCUGACUCAGUCUGUCCCUCCCCUCCAGGGCUGAGACUAGGGUGAGGCUAGAGAGGCAUUGACCUUAAGUGCAACAUUCAAGGGAUCUCGAACAAGCUCAAUGAUUAAGAUAAAUGAUAUUUCAAUAUAGUGUUUUUUAAAAACUCAAAAUGAAUGCAAAACAUACACAACAAAAUCAAACUUUUGAUAAAAACAAGAUAUAGCACUGGAUUUGCAGGCCUUGGCCUCACUUACCUUACCCUAACUCCAGUCUUUUUAUCAUGGACAGUUUUGCUUUGAUUUGAUGGAAGUAUUCAAUCUCUUGGCUGCUGAGUUUUUUGGCAAAUCUUUAAAUUCUGCGCCCCAGGUAAGAGCUUCAUUCAGCUCACCCUGGCGCCGGCCCCACUGUUCUCACUUCCCGCUGGGCCCUAAUCUCCUGCUCCCUUCAGCUCUCACUGUCUACUACCUCAGGCUGGGUGGCUCAGCUUCUCUCUUAGCAGGUGCCCAGGGCAGCAGGACACCCAGAGGGACCCUCCAUGGGCUGUCCUUCCAGGGUGCCCAUCCUCCAUUCCAUCCCACUGGACCCUGCUUCAGCUGUCAGACACCUCGGGGAGGGCCUACAGGUUGCCAGGGUAACUGCUGUGAUAACUGGAGGACAGAACAUGCUGAUCUUGCUCUGCUCCUAGAAUCACAUCCAGCCAGGGCUGGAUGAGCGCAAGCAGGCAUGCCUGACAGUGUCCCUGACACGCUGAUCCAAAACGUCACUGGACAUGUAUGGAGGUGGAGAACAUUCCAUGUACCUGCAUUCCUCCAGGGAGAGGACAGCAUGAGGCUGGAGGAAAACUGUGGUGAUCUGUUUGUGACAGGGAGGUGAGAGGCUGAAGUAGACAUGGAUGCUUGCUAACCAGCCUUCUGCAGAGGGUAGGUCUGAUUCGCUGAAGGGCUUCUGUUCUGCUGAGCAGGGUCUGUCAGCGGGGGGUGCACCUGUCACCAGAGAAUACCCUCUCCCUGUCCUGCCCUGGCUGUGCUCCAGUAGCCUAAAACAUAAACAGACAUUUCAGAAAGAUCGGUGUUGAAGGGGUGCCCAAGAUGCCAAAUUAUAUCUGGGACUUGAGACACUGUUAUGUCAAGAUCCAGGCCUAGGCCAGCUGGUCACUCAGUGUCCAGAUGCCUGUCACAGUGGGAGGCCUGAGGGUCUCAGGGGACAUCUAUCAGAAGCACCUCUGCCCUGCCUGUUCCACUCCGUGAUCUCCCUUCUGAGUCCCCACUGUAGUACAGAACCAGCUGGUCAUCUAGCCUGGCAGUAGUAAGUCAUUCUAUUUUCCUGCAGAUAGGAAUACAUGGUUCCUAUUCCUCCUAUGCACUCUGCCACUUACUGGGCAAGUGAAUUCCCCUCUCUGAGCCCUAGGUUACCCUUUUGUGAAAUAUCAAUAAUAGCACCCUUCUUAGAAGGUUGUAUUCACCAUUCAAUGUACUAAUGCAAAGCACUGUGACAGACUGAAGAGUCAUGUUCUGUGGGGUCCUGGAGGACAGAACUAGGACCAAAGGGAGGUGUGUUUGAGCUUUAGGUGAAGUAGCAAUGGCCAACUACAGAGAUGGAGGGACUACUCUGGCAAGAGCAAGCACCCUGAUGCUCAGAGCAUGCAUGAGGAGGUUUCAUAAUCACCAUCCAGCAGCUUAGCCUCAAAAGGGCUGCCUGCCUCAGGGAGCUAUGACCCUUGAGAGAUGGGGUUUAUCCAGCUGUGAGGUUCUGUUUGAGCAUCAUUCCUCAGUUGUCCUCCAGGGGGUCAUGGCACAAGUCUCAGUAGCACGGGCCCCAUGGUCCAGCCUUAAGGUAAGAAUGGACCUCCCUGGAAGAAGCUGGCUUCAUCUACAGUUGAUAAGUUCACUUUUUUUCUGGUCCACUUUCCUUGAUUUAACCCUAUGACCAAACCUGAGAGCUUUGGCAGGAAGGAAGCCAGGGAGGAUGUUGUGCGUGAGAAAGUGCUGGCCUGAGCAUUGACUUUGAGAUGUCCCUUUACUCUGACUGGAAGGUCCCAUUCCACCUGUAGCAAGACAAAAGACACGUGAAGGGGAGUUUCUGGGAGAUUGAGGAUGAGGUCUCCAGUUGCAGGUGCAUGCACACGUCCAUUUCCCCACCUGGAAGGUGUCGGCAUGCAGGGUGUCUGUGCAUGUGCCCCUUGCACUGACUCCCUUGAGACUGGCUGUGCAGCUUUGAGGCAUGUGUCUAAGCAGAGAGAAUGGAAGACCCCAUAUUGGGAGCCUUGGCUUUGACCUUUCCUUUCUCUGAGCCUGAUUUUCCCAACAGUGUUACAGGAGGGGAAGGAUGAGAUGCCCUUCUCAGCUGAUGUCCGUGAUUCUUGUAUUUUCUGGAGGCCAUGAGUGUUAACAGAAUGUGCUCACUUUUGCACCCUUCUUCCAUGACCACUUACAGUCUGUCCGCUUAGCAGAUGAGGGGUCUGGGUUUCCAGGGUCCAUUUGGGGUAGGGUCAGCAGUGUCCAGCUUUGCAUCUGGGUAUCACUUUUCCUUCUGAUAUUUGAAAUUAGAUCCUGAAGAUUCCUAAUUAUUGUUCCAAGUUCUCGUUGAAAAUCUGGGUGUAAUUUUUAUAAGAGCAUGGCCGAGGAUGGACCCAGAGGGGAAGUAGUGGGACUGGAGGGAGGAAAGGGAGAGACAGAAGGUGAUGUUGUCAUUAGGAGUUAAAGCCGGUGCCUGGUAGUAGAUAAGGCUGGACAGUUGGCAGGAUCAUUGGGCAGACUAAAGCAGCUUAGAUUCUGUCCAGAGGCAGUGGGGGUCUUCUGUAGUGUGUAAGUGGGCUGGGAGGACAUGAUCUUAGGAAGCUCACUCUGGUGUCAGUUGCAGGAUGGAUUUGGGAGGAGCAAGUUAGACAUAGAUGCCCAUCAUGAUGCCAAGAUCUGGGCAACAGACAGGAAGGCUCUUGCUCAGAAGUGGCUCCAGGGAAGGUGAGGUGCAUAGAAUUGAGAGAUGCUCAGUAGAUGGCAUCAGCAGUGCUUGGUGAUUGUCUGGAUUGGCAGAGGAAGGUGGACAGGGAAAAGCAGAAAGCUACAAUGGUGCCGCAAGGGGCUAAGUGAUGUCACUCACAGAGACAGAAUGUAUAGAGUGAAUGUUCAGACUCACAGGAAGUCCAAAACUGCAUACCCCAAUGUGAGGUGCUGUGGGACAUCCGGGGUGCAGGGUCCAGAGAACAGGUAGGUAGAGUUUAGAAGAGGGCUGGGUCCACGAUGCAGCCUUUGAUGUUCUCAGUGUAAGAGUUGUGGGAGAUGAGGCCUUGUGAGUGGAUGGGAACACCCCAGGUGCAUUUCAGGUGAAGGAAGAGGACAAGAAGCUGAAGACACAGAUGAGCAAAUCCUAGAUCUUCCAUCAGUCCCUAGAAGGCAUGAUGUGUGCGUUUCCCAGCACACAACCUGAGCCCUAGCACAGAACUGGCCACAGAGAGGGCAGCGGUGAAUGUGUCCUCUGUGGUUCCUCCAGAUGGGGCCUUUGUCCUCAGUGCACUUGGCUCUGCCAGGGUUGCUAUAGUAACCUACAGAUGCAGAGAGACUCGGCCUCCCCAUUGCCAUGGAAACCAGCAAUUGGGUGUCCCUGUGUGGCAUGGCCACUGAGACCUUGAGGAUUCAGUCUGGUCCUGAAGGGUUUGGGAGGGAGACUGCGACCAGAAGACGUUUCCAUGUCCUAAUUAAUGGGUGAUGGUGGUUGUUAGUCUGACUGUUGCCACGGUGAUGAAGGGAGACACCCAAGUGGGCUUGUGCUGGUUUCAGUACUGAGGCGAAUACAGGGAAUUUCAACAGGCUCCAGGUCUUACUGUGCAGCCUGAAGUGGGGCCAUCCUUCAAACCCGCUCCAUCCUCUGGCCACAAUGGGGGCCAGGACACCUUUGCCUUCUUUCUGGGUUUCUUUCUUUGCCGAGACAGGGAUUUUGUUCCCAGGAGGCAAUCCCUGGCCCAUGGGAUCUCAGCAUUCAAAGCAACAACACAGGAAACCUGGGCCCCUGAAACGGGGCCACCGAGGAGAUCGGAGAACAACCAAGAGGAAGUACUGGAAGGAAGGAAGGGAGAUCGCUCGUGUCUUAGAUGAUGAGGGCAGAAACCUGAGGCAGCAGAAGCUUGAUCGGCAGCGGGCCCUGCUGGAGCAGAAGCAGAAGAAGAAGCGCCAGGAGCCCCUGAUGGUGCAGGCCAAUGCAGAUGGGCGGCCCCGGAGCCGGCGGGCCCGGCAGUCGGAGGAGCAAGCCCCCCUGGUGGAGUCCUACCUCAGCAGCAGUGGCAGCACCAGCUACCAAGUUCAAGAGGCCGACUCACUUACCAGUGUGCAGCUGGGAGCCACACGCCCAACAGCACCAGCUUCAGCCAAGAGAACCAAGGCAGCAGCCACAGCAGGGGGCCAGGGUGGCGCCGCUAGGAAGGAGAAGAAGGGAAAGCACAAAGGCAUCUCCAGCAGCAUGAGCUUUGAAGAGGAUGAGGAGGAUGAGGAGGAGAACAGCUCCAGCUCCUCCCAGCUAAAUAGUAACACCCGCCCCAGCUCUGCUACUAGCAGGAAGUCCGUCAGGGAGGCAGCCUCAGCCCCUAGCCCAACAGCUCCAGAGCAACCAGUGGAUGUCGAGGUCCAGGAUCUUGAGGAGUUUGCACUGAGGCCAGCCCCCCAGGGUAUCACCAUCAAAUGCCGCAUCACUCGGGACAAGAAAGGGAUGGACCGGGGCAUGUACCCCACUUACUUUCUGCACAUGGACCGUGAGGACGGGAAGAAGGUGUUCCUCCUGGCGGGAAGGAAGAGAAAGAAGAGUAAAACUUCCAAUUACCUCAUCUCUGUGGACCCAACAGACUUGUCUCGAGGAGGGGACAGCUACAUCGGGAAACUGCGGUCCAACUUGAUGGGCACCAAGUUCACUGUUUAUGACAAUGGAGUCAACCCUCAGAAGGCCUCAUCCUCCACUUUGGAAAGUGGAAUCUUACGUCAGGAGCUGGCAGCUGUGUGCUAUGAGACAAACGUCUUAGGCUUCAAGGGGCCUCGGAAGAUGAGUGUGAUUGUUCCAGGCAUGAACAUGGUUCACGAGAGAGUCUCCAUCCGCCCCCGCAACGAGCAUGAGACACUGCUAGCACGCUGGCAGAAUAAGAACACGGAGAGUAUCAUCGAGCUGCAAAACAAGACACCUGUCUGGAAUGAUGACACACAGUCCUAUGUACUCAACUUCCAUGGGCGCGUCACGCAGGCCUCUGUGAAGAACUUCCAGAUCAUCCAUGGCAAUGACCCGGACUACAUCGUGAUGCAGUUUGGCCGGGUAGCAGAGGAUGUGUUCACCAUGGAUUACAACUACCCGCUGUGUGCGCUGCAGGCCUUUGCCAUUGCCCUGUCCAGCUUCGACAGCAAGCUGGCGUGUGAGUAGAGGCCUCUUCGUGCCCUUUGGGGUUGCCCAGCCUGGAGCGGAGCUUGCCUGCCUGCCUGUGGAGACAGCCCUGCCUACCCUCUGUAUAUAGGCCUUCUGCCAGAUGAAGCUUUGGCCUUCAGUGGGCUCCCUGGCCCAGCCAGCCAGGAACUGGCUCCUUUGCCUCUACUAGUAAGGCAGGGGAGUAGUGGAGAGCGGGUGGGUGGGUGUGAAGGGAUGAAAAUAACUCUUUCGUGCCCCGAGAUCACACACUCCCACCCUUGGGGUAGUAGUGUGUCGUGGUCGUGCUUACCAAGCUGAAUAACCUCUUCAGCUGGGAAGGCCAGAAGAGGCAUUAGAGGGAGAGGAAGCACAAUGCAGGGCUGCUGUGGCCCAGUCAUCCACUCAGGCAAGGAGUCAGAUGGCAUCCGGUACUUCAGCAGGUAGGGGCACAGUGAGUGUGUGUAUGUAUGAAGGCCACGUCAACUUUAUGUAGCAAAGGGCUUGGUGGCCGAGCCUGGCCCUUAAACAACUGCAGAAAGCCCUUCAACUAAAGAAGGCCUCACCCAACCCUGAGAGAAGUUGGGAGGGUGGUGGGGACAAGUAAGUGGCAGGACCCUGUCAGGAUUGCAGGUGCCUGGCUCGCUGUGGCUGUGGGAAUCAGCUGGUGGCUAGGGUUCUAGUGCAUUUGAUUUCUCCAGGUUUGCUGUGUCUCACAGAGGCAGUAGGAAUCCAAUUGUCAGGGCUGUCUUAGUGGAGGGGCCUGCAGGACACAGGCUCGGCAUGCAGAAGUGCAUGAACGGGGUCCCUGGAUCAAGGUGGUUCUGGGAGUUCUCUCAGCUGCCCCAGGAGCUCUCUGCUGAGCAGCCCAGCACAACCCCCAGGAAAUACAGAUGGGGUCCAGGUCACCAGCUGACUGCACACAGCUAGGCAUGCCUGGGGAUCCUGCUGCCAGAGAACCAUUCUCAGGCCAUGGCAUGCUCCUUGAAGAAUUCUCUCUCUUUCGACCCAACUCUCUCACUGCUGUCAGGCAAUAUUUUAGAACCACAAGAGAUCAGCGGUGGCAGGACCCUUAGGGAUCUAGUACAACCUUGUUGCUUUAGGUGAAUCACAGAAAAUGGGGCUUGCCCUAGGUCACCUAGCUGGUUAAUGGCAGCAUUCAGAACUUCAAGUUCUCUUGAUUUCUUUGUUCCUAUUGUCCCCCAAGAAACUAGUAUCUCUGGCCUCCUGGGGCCCAUUCUGCAUGUCCUCCUCACUCCCCCCGAUUCCAGAGACUUAGAAACAACAGAGUUGAUACAUAAGAUUGAAACCAUUCCAGUAGGAAAUCAGGCAGUUUGCUGUUGAAAGUUGUCUGGCUUUUUGCAUGUGAGUAUGAUCCAGGACUGGCCUGUGUCUGGCCCCUCUUUGAGGGCUACUCAGCAGUAGGCAGGCCUUAGUAAGGCUGCCGCACACUUUUUGGUCUAGGUGAGAGUGCAUAAAGGUUCUGGGGCUGAGCCUAACUCCCUCCACUGCCGCUAUUUCUCCUUGGAUGGCACCAUCCACCUGGCAGGCUUCGGAACUCUAAGCUCAAGCUCUUGCUCAUUUGUCAUUUACCCUGGUGGAAGCUUCUUGCCCAGAUAGAGAUCUGGAAUCGGUGGGAAGCAAGCAGGGAUUGUACCUUGCUUUAGAGUACAUAUGUUUGGAAAAGCAAAGUAGAAAUUUUUUUAAAUAUAAGUUGUAUUUUAAACAUGUUAGGCUUUGUAGGUGAAGGACUUGUUUUGACUUAAGUAGAAUAUGCUCUCAUUUCUUUGUAAUGUAGAUUUUCCUAUUUUGAAUGCUUAAAGCAAGGCAUACCUGUUCUAGCAGGAUCUGCCCACACCUUGGCCGUACAUCUGUGAGAGGCCCCUCCAAUGAUUAACAUUGGUUAAUGUUUGCAUUAACAUGGUCCAGUUUCUAGAGGGCACUAGAACUUUCUGUGCCAGGGCUGGCGAGUUAUCAUGGUGCCAUCCUCCUUUCUAUAGUUCCAGUUUAGCCCUUCCUUCCCUGCCUUUAAGGAGAAGAAAUGUAGUGACAUUUGAGAUGAUGGAAACUAGAUCACCUCUAAUGUCAGGUCAAGCUAUUUCUCUGGAUCUAUGAUUUUAAGAUAAAACAGGCUGGUUCUGAGUUCUGGUAAGACAGAGACCCUGGUGGUAGUGGAAAAAUCAGAAGCACAAAGGAAAACUUUUGGCCUCUGCUUUGUCCUGUAGCACACAGAAGAGGGAGUUGGCUAGAUCUUUUGGUGGGGUCAGGAAACAUGGGCUGAGCUUUCUCGUCUGAGUGUGGAGAAGGGUAACCUCAGCCACAAAGCUCUGUCAGGCAUUGAGUGACAAGCCUCAGCAGCUGAGUGCACUCCUGGUGAUGCUGGUUUUCCUUGAAUACUGGCCCUGGGGCUAUGGGCGCAUGGACUCGUAAAGCUGUUGGCGCCCCUGGAAACCACCUGGGUUCAGCCUCUCCCACAGUGAGAGUUCUUGCCCUUCAUACCCUCUUGCUGGAUGGAUGGUCCUUGAUUGGGCAGGGAAUUAAUGACAGAAUGAGCAGUCCCAAAGGUAUUGGGCAGCUGGGAGUUUAGGCAGCUUCUCUGUAACCGCUCCUGGGACCACACCUGAAAACUCUACACCCUCUGCCCCAGAACAAUUCUGCAGAGUGGUGAAGUUCACUUUCCCAACUCUUCUCCAAGUCUAGCUUUUCUUUCCUUCUGGCUCCAAGGUGCUCUGUGUCGGUCUGUAUAUGUGUGUGUCUGCGUGUCUCUGUGUAUAUUUGGGGAAAAGGGCAAUCAGCAAUCAACUGAGGUUUCUUAAUUGUGAUUAUAUUCCUGAGAAUGAGUAGGAAAGGAAUAAGGAUGUUAUGAUUGCCUGUGGAUUUUGUCCAUUCAUUUCAUGCUCUUUGAACAGAAGGUAUACCUGGGAAAAUACCAGCUUUUUCUCUCAGGGUUCUGAGUGAGAGGACACCAUCCAAGAAUGUUGUUAGCUUUUCAGUUCCCACUCUGCAUUGCCUGAAGAAAUUGGUAUGUUGCACGUAUGUUUUCGGUUGAAAUUGAACAUAUUCUAGUGAAUGUGCCUUAAAAAUCACGACACUAGUUCAGAGGAAGCACAUAAGGUCCAGACCUAUGGCAAAGACAGGUGUUGGAAGACAGGACUGUGAUAGUCAGAAGCUGUAAGAGAACUUUUGGAGCCUGCAGGACAUUUACCUCUUAAAUAAACGUAGCAUUUAGAGGUAGUUCUAAAUUUAACAAGUGACAGGGUUGAUUUGAAAGAAAAAGGUCCAUGCUUUGCUUACAAUGGAGUCUGCAGUGAGGGGAGAUGCUGAGAUAGCCAUUUCCAUGGCUCUGUUAUGAAAGCACAAAUUCCAUCUCCUAGAUGGACUUCCUGGUUUUCUCUUACUGCAGUAACACUGGCCUUCCCUUCUCUAAUUCCUUACCCCAGCUGCGGCAUCCCUGUGUCAACCCAGGAUGCCAAGUGGCCCUCAGAUUACGCUUCUCCAGAUAGCUGAAUGCGUCUGCUUUCACUGUUACUGGGACCUGAAUGAUCUGCAGUCAGGGCCCAGAGUUGGGACUCUAUACUACCCUGGGCUCUGGUGUGUAGGCUUGUAGUAGCCACCAGUAAUAAGCCAAGGGCUGGGCUCUUGUUUGAGUUUAUGGCCACCUGGAAUUUUCUGUCAUCUCAGGAUACAGUUGGGAGAGGCAGAACAGACAUGAUGACAGGUUUGGUUUUUAAAAUUUCCAACCAAGUUUGAAAAGGCAAGUUGGUCUUAGAGAAAGCACUACUGCACUGAGUAGCUAUGUGAUUUUGAGCAAACCAUGUAAUCUCUCUAGGUCCAUUUUCCUAACCACAAGAUGAAGAUGUUACAUUGUCAAAGCUUGCUGUAGGAUUCGGGGUGAAUGAAAGUUACUCCUUGCUUUCAUCACUACCUUUAUAGCUCAUUACUGUGCCUUUUUUUCUUUCCUAAGACAUCACAUCCCUCUCCUCUGUGCUCCUGUCCCUCCCUCCCCCUAGCAAGGUCCAGGCAAAGCUGGAGAUGAGGCUGAGAUCCAGAUUUUCUUAGAAGGCAACUUAGAAUGGCUAGGAAAGGGAAACCUGACUGCUUGGUCAGGAGGGUGCAGUAGCUCUUGCUGGGAACACAGCCAGUUUUCACAAUACCUAGAAUGUGUGUGUCUAUUUGCACAAGUUGUCUUUUCCUAUUUUGGAGUGGUCAGACAUUUAUUUUUGUUCAAGAUUAUCUGGAGUUUUAGACAAAUUUACAAAACUGCUUUUAUUAAGUGACUUUUUGAAUAAACUUCUUUGGUAUUCUGGAGCAAAUGUAUUUAUUUAUUGGUAUGUGCAAUGACAAACUUGGUAUUUUCCCAUGUUGACAUUAUGUAUGUUGUAGAAUUUAGUGUUUGUCUAAGUACAGACAUAUAUCAACAAAUUAAACUUGAAUUGUUUCAACA
Chlorocebus sabaeus (green monkey) is the source of this 10250-nucleotide messenger RNA. Lineage: Eukaryota; Metazoa; Chordata; Mammalia; Primates; Cercopithecidae. The record is from RefSeq and is a predicted model, not a curated record.